GAGCAAGAUCGGACGGUGCGGAUGCAAUUUCCCCUCGCCUCCCGACUGCUGUAGUGCUGUCAUCUCGCCCGCACGCCCACCCUCCGCAGAAAACUCUUCCCGAGACUUCUGCCCCUUUCGGCCACCCACUGUCGUUGUCGCGCAUCAAACUCCCGCAUUCUCAGCUACACUCUCCGCAGCAGGGUUUAAUGAGGGUAGGGAGUUAGUCUGUCAAUUGGCGGGCGGGCUAGAAAGAAACCGCGGUGAUGUCCGCAAACUCUGGCGGCGGAAAGCGCCACCAUGUCCGGACUGCUCUGCUGACCGUCGGGAUGCUGUCUGUCUUUCUAUGCGCGUCAUUCUUCCCCAGGAGGUUCUCCGGCAACCGGAAGGCCGUUUACGGCUCUCUCGUCGCCUCCUCCUUGUCCUCGACCCCCUUCGCCGGCCUUAUUCGGCGGGGUAAGGAGGAGCCGUUGUCGUCGUCGUCGGAGAGCGUGCAAAGCCGAAGUGGUGCAAGCCAAGGGCGGCGGAUGGAGGAGGGGUCUUAUAACAUCAUCAAGAACAUCACCAAUAUGACUUCUGGGUGGAAAGUUGUGGCGGAAGAGUUCACGUUUCCUCCCGGCAAUGCGCCUUUCAAUAGUUGCCAUGCUUCCACAAUCGUCGAGGUUGAGAAGGGCAGCUUUUUGCUGGCUUACUUUGGGGGGAGCCGGGAAGGCGCCCCUGAUGUGAAGAUUUGGUUGCAAAGUUACAAUGAUGGAUCCUGGCAUGCUCCGCAAGUAGCCGACGAAGAAGAGAACGUACCGAUGUGGAAUCCAGUUCUUUUCCAGCUCCCCUCUCGAGAGAUUCUUCUCUUCUAUAAGAUUGGCCAGGAGGUCCAGAAGUGGAGCGGCUGCAUGAAACGUUCAUUGGAUGGGGGCGUAACCUGGUCGGAGAGAGAGCAGCUUCCUCCUGGUAUCCUUGGCCCCAGCAAAAACAAGCCUAUCUUGCUAGAAGAUGGCCGCCUACUUUGUGGAUCAUCGGUCGAAAGUUGGAACUCUUGGGGAGCUUGGCUCGAGGUCACAACGGACUCCGGCCGGUCAUGGAAGAAAUACGGUCCUAUCUACAUUGAAGACGAAACCCUAGGCGUGAUUCAACCCGUCCCAUACGUGACUGCCAGGGGGACUAUCCGCAUGCUAUUGAGAUCAUUCGAAAGCAUCGGCCGGAUAUGCAUGGCAGAGUCGGAGGACGGAGGCAUCAAUUGGAGCUAUGCACAGCCCACUGAGCUUCUGAACCCUAAUGCAGGAAUCGACGGGGUUAAGCUGAAGGACGGACGGCUUUUACUCGUAUACAAUACCGUUUCGAGAGAAGUGCUGAAAGUUGCUACUUCUUUGGACGACGGCGAUUCUUGGACUGAGGUCCUGACAUUAGAAGAAACCGGGGAUAUGGAGUUCUCAUACCCAGCAGUGAUUCAGACAAGCGAUGAGCUCGUGCAUAUAACAUACACCUACAACAGGACGCAAAUCAAGCAUGUUGUUCUCCAGCCCAACGAAACUGUGAGGUUGUGAAAUGGGAGGAUUGUGAUGUUGUGAAAUAAGGUCGUCGUAAAUUUCUUCUUGGAUAUUUGAGAAUAUAUAUUUAGGGUAAAGAUGGAACCAGAUGGAGCUCUGUAUUAA
Molecule: messenger RNA, 1628 nt
Organism: Ananas comosus (pineapple)
Lineage: Eukaryota; Viridiplantae; Streptophyta; Magnoliopsida; Poales; Bromeliaceae
Exons: 10
Coding region: 246-1520 (424 amino acids)
Source: RefSeq, a predicted model, not a curated record